This is a messenger RNA of Serinus canaria (Common canary), 2391 nucleotides long. Its product is annotated as putative protein CRIPAK. The coding region runs from base 1398 to 2309 and encodes 303 amino acids. Lineage: Eukaryota; Metazoa; Chordata; Aves; Passeriformes; Fringillidae. The record is from RefSeq and is a predicted model, not a curated record. The transcript is spliced from 7 exons. Gene Ontology annotation, molecular function: zinc ion binding.
GGGUCAGUGUCACCCUGAUGGCCACAGAGAGGCACCAGGAGGGGAGCUGGGCUGGUGGGCUUCUCUUUGAGAUAGGUCCUGGGAGCUCUUAGAAAACAUAAUACACUUGAGAUUGUUUAGCUACUCUAAAUGGCAUAAAAUUAGCAGGAUGGCUUCUGAGGUAGUGUUGGAAACAGUAAAAUGUUUAAUAAAAGGCAAAUUAACAAAGCUCUUUCAGAGAAAAAAUGAGCCAGGGGCAAGAGGUUCUUGGUCCUGCUAAAACACCCCACAAAAGUGAUUAUUUCCUUUGUUCUCUUCCUUUUCUAGUGAAUUAUGUAGGUGGGACCUCUUGGUCUCAGUCUAAUCAGACAGCACCAGGUCUGAGGUGAAGUCCAAAAGGUCCUUUGAGGUGUAUUUGUACCAAAUGGGGAGAGAAACUUCUGGGCUUUUUGCCUUUUUAAGCAGACAAAGAAUAAUUUAGUCCCUCUGUCAACAAGGGACACAUUCCUACACUGGGCCCUUCUCCCCUUACCUGCCUGGAGCUGCUCCAUGAACAUUCCUGCUGCUCCAGCCCCUCCUGGGGCUCUGCAGAGGCACCCAGGGCUCUGCUCUCCCUCCCCAGAUCCCGGGGGUGCUUUGUGCUGCCACAGCAAUUGGGUUUUUUGCACAAAUAAGGAAGUGGCUGCUGAUGUUAUCUGGCCACACUUCCUGCUCUGCUGGGGAUGAGCACGGAGGGCUCAGGCAGCUCCUGCCUGCUCCUCUCUGCUCUUCCCCUCCAUUCCCUCCUCUCACAGCCCAGCCCUGCUCCUGAGAGCCUGCAGGAACCACCAGGGUACCCUGGCUGAGCUCUGCUCCCCACCAAAACACCUGGGAUGGGCUGAUCCCAAAGGCUGGGGGGGCUGCUGAGCCCACCCUCACACAGGGCUGAGCUGUGCUUGGGGCGCUCUCCAGCUCAGCCCUGGGAUUUGGGGUCUUCUCCAGCUCAGCCCUGGGAUUUGGGGUCUUCUCCAGCUCAGCCCUGGGAUUUGGGGUCUUCUCCAGUUCAGCCCUGGGAUUUGGGGUGCUCUCCAGUUCAGCCCUGGGAUUUGGGGUACUCUCGAGUUCAGCCCUGGGAUUUGGGGUGCUCUGCAGUUCAGCCCUGGGAUUUGGGGCGCUCUCCAGUUCAGCCCUGGGAUUUGGGAUGCUCUCCAGCUCAGCCCUGGGAUUUGGGGUGCUCUCCAGUUCAGCCCUGGGAUUUGGGGUGCUCUCCAGUUCAGCCCCGGGACUUGGGGUGCUCUCCAGUUCAGCCCUGGGAUUUGGGGUGCUCUCCAGUUCAGCCCUGGGAUUUGGGGUGCUCUCCAGUUCAGCCCUGGGAUUUGGGGUGCUCUCCAGUUCAGCCCUGGAGAGAAUUGGGGUGUUCCCCAGCCCUGGGAUUUGGGAUGGUCUCCAGUCCAGCCCAGGGAUUUGGGAUGUUCUCCAGCUCAGCCCAGGGAUUUGGGGUGUUAUUUAUGAGUCAGGAGAAUUGUGUGUGCUCAUGUGUCCCAGGUUUCUCUGUGCUCCAUGUCCCAGGUUUCUCUGUGCUCCAUGUCCCAGGUUUCUGUGUGCUCCAUGUCCCCGGUUUCUCUAUGCUCCAUGUCCCAGGUUUCCAUGUGCUCAUGUCCCAGGUUUCUCUGUGCUCCAUGUCCCAGGUUUCUCUGUGCUCAUGUCCCAGGUUUCUCUGUGCUCCAUGUCCCAGGUUUCUCUGUGCUCAUGUCCCAGGUUUCUCUGUGCUCAUGUCCCAGGUUUCUCUGUGCUCCAUGUCCCAGGUUUCUCUGUGCUCAUGUCCCAGGUUUCUCUGUGCUCAUGUCCCAGGUUUCUCUGUGCUCCAUGUCCCAGGUUUCUCUGUGCUCAUGUCCCAGGUUUCUCUGUGCUCCAUGUCCCAGGUUUCUCUGUGCUCCAUGUCCCAGGUUUCUCUGUGCUCAUGUCCCAGGUUUCUCUGUGCUCCAUGUCCCAGGUUUCUCUGUGCUCAUGUCCCAGGUUUCUCUGUGCUCAUGUCCCAGGUUUCUCUGUGCUCCAUGUCCCAGGUUUCUCUGUGCUCAUGUCCCAGGUUUCUCUGUGCUCAUGUCCCAGGUUUCUCUGUGCUCCAUGUCCCAGGUUUCUCUGUGCUCCAUGUCCGUGGAGCAGUGCUGCAUUCCAGGCUGUUGCUCCAGAUGAAUCCCCCUAACUCUGAGGAGCUUUGUUAUUUUGUUAUAUUACCUUUUAUUAAACCUUCUUCUGUUCCCAACACUACCACAGAAGCCAUCCUGAUAAUUUUAUGCCAUUCAGAGUGGUUAAACAAUCUCAAGUGUAAUAAGCUCUCUAGGAGCUCCUGAGACCCAGCUGAAAAGGAAGCCCACCAGCCCAGUUCCCCUCCUGGUGCCUCUCUGUGGCCAUCAGGGUGACACAGACCCCAUG